UGUCAGGUUACAAACAGGAAGAAAACAUCCAGUUGUUGUCCAACUCGCGUUCGAGUUGCUCAGGAAUGAGGCGACUUUGAGGGCCGGAAACCAGCCGGGGUGUUGCCAUGGUGUGUCCGAAGUAGUGACAGAACCGACUGAUAGCCCGGGAACUCGGCGCUGCUCCACUUUCCUCCGGGUGCGACUGUUUGAAACGAGGUGUGAAUGAGUGACGUGGUGCCUCCCACAGCUCUCAGUGAAGUCCAGCUCCGCUUCCUCUGUCACGAUGACAUAGAGAAUGUCAAACUACUGUGUGGCGACUGGUUCCCCAUCGAGUACCCAGACUCAUGGUAUCAAGAUAUCACCUCCAACAAGAAGUUCUUCUCCCUCGCUGCCACCUUCAGAGGAAACAUCGUGGGAAUGAUCGUGGCCGAGAUCAAAAGCCGGACCAAAGUGCACAAGGAGGAUGGAGACAUCCUGGCUUCCAGUUUUCCUGUGGAGACACAGGUCGCCUACAUCCUCAGCCUGGGAGUGGUCAAAGAGUUCAGGAAACAUGGCAUAGGCUCUCUACUGCUGGACAGUCUGAAGGAGCACAUCUCGACGACCGCUCAGGACCACUGCAAGGCCAUCUACCUGCACGUCCUCACCACCAACAACACUGCCAUCCACUUCUAUGAGAACAGGGACUUCAGGCAGCACCACUACCUUCCCUACUACUACUCCAUACGGGGCGUCCUCAAAGACGGGUUCACAUAUGUGCUCUACAUUAACGGCGGUCAUCCACCCUGGACAAUAUUUGACUACAUUCAGCACAUCGGCUCCACCCUGGCCAGCCUGAGCCCCUGCUCCAUCCCACAGAGGCUGUACCGCCAGGCCCAGUCGCUGCUGCGCUCUCUGCUUCCCUGGUCCAACAUCGCCUCCAAAACCGGCAUACAGUACAGCAGAACCAUGUGACGUGGGCCAGAGGAGGGCCGUUCGCGACGGGAGCCGCACCUUCGCCGUCUUUGUCAUCGUCUCGCCCUUUUUAUCUGUUUUCUGAUUUUUUUUUUUUUUUUAGGAGGUCUGCGGUCCUCGUCAGUCUUCCCCCUCCUCCGCUGUACAGACCAAAUUCACCACAUUCUCGAUCACUUCCGGCUUCCCUCUUCUUGCGUGCAUGAGAACGGACUCAGGUUAAGCAUCCCCCCGUUCCCGCGCCAGAUCCUUGCCUUGCCGAUUCAAAACGCGUUUGGCGCCGAGCCUGCAGAUUCACAGGGUCGUAUUUCUAAAGUAGUUCCAGGUGAUUUCAGAGGUAUUCGCUUCCGAAGUAAUCUUCUUCCCGUUACUUGGCUGUAGUCAUGAACCUCUCAGGUUACCCUGCCUGCAACCUGUGUUUACCCCGUCACUCCUCCACAGCUGAGCCAAUCCAGAUUGACUUUGAGGGCAGAUAGCGGAGCUAAAGGUCAGAUAAUGACACGCAGAGGUCAGCAGAGGUCGUACCGUGAGACUGAAAUGAUGGCGCACGCACACCAGGAACCACAGAGAGAGACUGAAGUUUUACGUCUCUUUUCAUCUUGUCAACUACUGUCAGAUACUAUGAAUUCUAUUUGUAUAUAUUAUAUUUAGCUAAUAUAUGAAUUUAUCUUAAUAUGUAUGUUGAUUCUACUGUAUGUUGUUAUUGGGCUUAGUUUGACGACGACCCAUUCUUGUCCCAUUUCUUUUGCUGUUGUUUUUUUUUUUAAGUCUAGAUUUAAGUCUCAAUCAUUCACAGUUUUGUAAAAUUGACACUGAAAAGCAAAUUUUAUUGAUGAGAUUAUCUAAAUGUGAUUAAAAUAAAUUUGAUUUGACGAGAGUUGCUCUUUGAAACCAUUUAAGUUUUCUAGGGAUGCACCGGUUGCAGUUUUCUGGCCGAUCAACGACCGGCAAUAUUUUAAAAUAAUCUGACCUGCCCAUUACAAUUUUGGCCGAUCCAGAUUGGUUUUUAUCUGAAAUGUGGCUAAAUAUUAGCCACAUUUUCAGGCCUUUUGAAGAGGUAGACAAGAUCAGGCUUUGCUUGUGAGUAUCGGCCGAUCUCCCAAAAUCAAGGAAAUCAGUGCACUCCUAAAAAUUUUUCCCUACAAACACUAAUCAAAAUAAGUAUUUUAUUAACAUUGUAGUUGAGUUCAUGAUGUUUCUAUUGCUAUACAUUCUGACCACUAAAUGAUAAUACAGAACUGUUUAAGGAAAAGCUCUCAACCUAAUUUAAAAAUCGUCCAAACAUGGGCCUUGUUUAAAAAAUUUUUUAAAGCUCACUGACUGCAGUCUUGUUUUUUAUUUGUUUUGUUUUAUUUGCCUUUUUGUUGCUGCUAGUACAAAGAAAUUUCCAAAUGUGAAGAAAUUUUUGUUUGUCCAGAUUUGAAAAAAAAAAGAAAGAAAAUGUCCCAGUCUAGAUUUUUAUGUCAGCCUGUGAAAGAGAUUAGAAAAUACAUUCACCUCAUAUUCCUGCACACGUGCAGCAGAUGUGUGUUUUUGUGUGUUUAUUUAUCAGCACAGGAUUUUUUUAUGUUUCGUUCCAUUUGAAUUAGAAGUAAAAUUUUGGAAUGACGUCAAAAAACGCAAAGAAAUAGUCUAUAGUAUCUUUUUUUUGGGUUAAUAUGUCGCUCACAACUGAUAGCUCCAAUCUCAAAAUGUCCGAAAUAAUUUAUGUGAGAGAUAUCUUAUAAAUCUUUAAUUUGUUCCCACUUAUUUAGCCGGAAACCAAUGAUUACUCACACAGGAAAGUGAGGUUGGAGGCAGCGCGCCUCCAAUAAUCUUCCUGUAUGAAACGCAUACUGUGAAAGAAUAUUUGUUGUGUUUAUUGAUCAAAUUGAUUAUCCUGCUUCAGCAUACUCUUUAACAGAGAGAAAUAAACUACCAUUAGUCCAAAUAUGGCUUUUAAUACUGCAGUUUUAUGCGUUAGCUGGCAAAUCAAGUUUUGAGGUUGGGUUCGGAGAGAAAUUUUCACCCUCCAAAUUUCUGUUUCUAUUUUCACAGGGUUUUUUUAAAAUUAUUAUUAUCAUUGUCAUUAUUGCUUUUUCAAUCUCGACUCACGGGUUCUAAUGGAGCACGUGUAAGUGCCAAAUGCUAACAGUGACAUCAGGAAGCAACGCUGCAGUUUCUCAGUUUCGUUCUGUUCUGUUGGAGUUGAGAGGGAUUUUAACACCCAGGAGCUAAUGGAUCAGCCAGUGAGCGAAUAAUAGAUUGUUUUUUUGUUUGUUUUUGGGGGUUUGUUUUUUUUUACUUGGUAUAGUACUGAGGUGAGGUAUGGGUGACAGUGUGGACAGAUGAAAGUUCUUUGUGGAAACCUUAACAUUUCUCACUUUCCCUGCUCUGUGGAAGGUGAUGGAAGUUCUUUGCAGACAUUGUUUAUGCAAUAAAUCUGUUUCAUUUCAGUUA
Poeciliopsis prolifica (blackstripe livebearer) is the source of this 3369-nucleotide messenger RNA. RefSeq names its product N-acetyltransferase 15 (GCN5-related, putative) (gene naa60). The record is from RefSeq and is a predicted model, not a curated record. The transcript has 6 exons. Bases 205 to 933 code for a protein of 242 amino acids. Gene Ontology annotation, molecular function: protein-N-terminal amino-acid acetyltransferase activity; histone acetyltransferase activity. Lineage: Eukaryota; Metazoa; Chordata; Actinopteri; Cyprinodontiformes; Poeciliidae. Gene Ontology annotation, biological process: N-terminal peptidyl-methionine acetylation. Gene Ontology annotation, cellular component: Golgi membrane.